AUGAGUGACACACAGUCCAGCUUCACUGACAGGCCUCCCAAGAAAGCAAACCGAACCAGCAGCAUUCUCUCAAAGGACCCUCCUCCCGACAAGAAACCAAAAAGUGACAAAGCCCCUCUGUCCAGUAAUGACUUUGACCCUACAGCAGACGCUCUGGUGGUGCAGAAGAUUGGCAGCAGCAGUGUGCUAGCAGAGGGGAAGCCUGAGUCCUGUGGUUUAGUCCAACGAUGUGUGAUCAUUCAGAAAGAUGAAAAUGGCUUUGGGCUCACAGUCAGUGGUGACAAUCCAGUGUUUGUGCAACUCGUCAAGGAAGAUGGGGCUGCUAUGCGGGCAGGUGUACAGACAGGAGACCGAAUCAUUAAGGUCAAUGGGACCCUUGUUACACAUUCUAAUCAUAUUGAAGUAGUAAAACUUAUCAAAUCGGGCUCAUAUGUGGCCCUCACAGUAUUGGGGCGCCCUCCGGGGCUCACUCAGAUUCCUCUGUCUGAGGCUGAGUCGAAUAUGCUGGGUAUUAGUAUUUCCUCUCCAAGCUCUCCAGCAACCGACCGACCCUACAGCCCUCAAGACCGCCUCUCAUCCUCACACCUUCAAUGGGAUGAAAAUAGCAGUCCAUUAAACCAGAGAUGUGACUUGCUGCCACGAAUGCUUUCUAAAGAGCACCAAGAACUGCAGGCAAUGAAAGAAGAGUACAACAGGAAUCCCUCCCCUAAACUACUGAAAGAUAUCCAUGAAGCUAAAAAACACAUUCCUCAGCUGCAGGGCCAGCUCUUCAAAGUCUCUGGUGCAUCACAGGACACUUUUGGUGGAGAAGCAGACGACAGGAGCACGUUGGACACGGAGCAUAUUGCAAAAGGAGAACAUGGCACAGAUCUCUCUUUGAGCAGCACUCCUGCCCGAGGAUAUGGCCCUGGGUCUCCCGAACCUCAGCGUCCCAGGGAUCCCUUCUGUCCCAGCCCACAGAGCACGCCACGCCACAGCUUCAACUCCUGCCAAUCCCCCGAGGCAGAGGACGCUACUGAUUUGGACUCGGUGUCUCCAACAGCAGUCAGCAGUCCUUCAUCGGCUCGACUUGUCGCACAGAUAAUUGGAGCUGAGGACGGCUGUUUUGUAUUAGACCACGAGCAGACAAAUGGCCAGUGUAACAACUUUAAUAGCAUCGAUCAGCUUAAGUUAUGUCCUGCUCACCUUGCCGCUUUUUUGCACCAUGUAAUUUCUCAGUUUGACCCAGCUCCUGUUCUGUGCUACCUCUACGCUGACCUGUACAAGCAAACCAACUCCAAAGAGACCAGACGAGUGUUCAUGGACCUGCACAACUUUUUCAUUGACAGAGGAGCUAAUCUGAAAGUUGCAGUUCCAGAAUCAAUAUCUUCUGAUCUUGACCGAAGGCGGACAGAACUGAUCCCAGAGGAAAUAAACAGACAACAUGUACAAACAUUACAAGAGUCUUUACUCCCUGACAUUCAGCGGCACCUGGAAGAUUUCAGGCAAAAACGUAGCAUGGGUUUAACGGUGGCUGAAAGCGAAUUGUCUCGAUUGGACCAAGAGAGAACCAGAGACAGAGUAACUCAAGAGCGAGAGCGGUCGUAUGCAGAAAACAUAGUAGCAAAGAUUGAUGACAUCCUUUUAAGCACUCAAAAUACAGAGGAAGAGAAAUGCACUACAAUGCAGUAUGUUAUCUAUACGUACAUGAAGCACCUUGGUGUGAGGGUCAAGGAGCCCCGCAACCUGGAAUCCAAGUGGGUUCGGAUCAAUUUCCUACCAAAAAUUAAGAGAAGUAUUAAGCCUGACAAGGAGGGAGAGGAGAAGGUGAAGAAAAGAUUCCCCAGUAUCCUUGGACCACAGCGUCGGCCCAGUCGCAUCGAACCAAACUCAGUGGGGAAGGCUCUGGACGGUCGACCCAAGCCUCAGAAGCAGUUGUCUCAGCCUACGCUCGGGGCAAGUGAGCACACAGAGGGGGGGCGCCUCCGUGUGAGCCAAUCAAGCGAGGGUUCUGAGCUUGUGCACUCUGCUACAACCUCGUCUCCAGGAAGUGCUGCUUCUGACACCAGUAAAGACACAGACUUAAGUGGUACUCCAACCUCCGGGCCCUCGAGGCUCAGUGAUGGACUGCAGCCGGACCCUCUGGACGGUCUGACUUAUCCUCCCGCACAGUUUGACCUGUACAACCUGGACCAGCUGCAGGAAGAAGACCGAGAAAGCGACCGAUUACAGGACGGUACUCCAAAAGCACUAAGGAGGCUGGAAGGACUCGGCGAGGUCCAGAGUGAGGAUGACCAGGGCACGGACUCGGAACAUGACCUUCUGAACUGGCAGCAGCUCGUGGGACGGGAAGUACUGGCCGGUCUGCGACCGCACGAAAUCAAAAGACAAGAAGUUAUCAAUGAAUUGUUCCAAACCGAGCGUGCACACGUGAGGAUGCUGAAAGUAUUGGACCAUGUUUUCUGCCAAAAACUCACCAAGGAGGCCAUUCUCCCACUUGCGGACAUCAAGAACAUCUUCACCAAUCUAGAUGAAAUUCUUCUGUUGCAUGCUUCGAUACUGGAGCAAAUGGCGGCUGUUCGGAAGAGAAACGAGUCUUCGGUAAUUGAUCAGAUAGGAGAUGACUUGCUCUCUUGGUUUAGUGGGGGAGAAGAAGAGAAGAUCAAGAGAGCGGUGGGGACCUUCUGCAGUAACCAGCCAUUCGCUUUAGAAAUAAUCAAGAGUCGACAGAAGAAGGACUCUCGGUUCACCUCGUUCAUCCAGGAGGCGGAGAGCAACAGGCUUUGUCGCCGGCUGCAGCUCAAAGACAUCAUACCUGUGGAGAUGCUGCGGCUCACCAAGUACCCACUGCUGCUCGACAACAUCGCCAAGUACACAGAUAAUCCUGUGGAAAAGGACAAAGUGAAGCAGGCGGCAGAUUGCUGUAGAAAAAUUCUCAAUCACGUCAACCAGGCUGUAAAGGAAUCUGAGGACAAGCAGAGAUUGGAGGACUACCAAAGACGAUUAGAUCUCUCCUCGCUAAAGCAAACUGACAACCCCAUGAUCCUGGAGCUAAAGAACUUGGAUCUUACAAAGAAAAUGUUGGUACACGAGGGACCAUUGUCUUGGAAAGUGAACAAGGACAAAACAAUAGAGCUGUACACCCUUCUGCUGGAGGACAUCCUAGUUUUGCUUCAAAAACAAGAUGAACGCCUCAUUCUCAAGUGCCACAGUAAAAACCUGGCUGGCAGCGCUGAUACUAAGCACAUCUUCAGUCCCAUCAUCAAGCUCAACACUGUGCUGGUGCGCUCGGUGGCCACAGACAACAAGUCGUUUUUUGUCCUGUCCAUGUCUGACAACGGAGCUCAGAUUUAUGAGCUGAUGGCACCUACCGUUUCCGACCAGAGAACGUGGCAGCGAUUGAUCAGCCAAAGAGCAGACGCCAUGAAAGUCACACCUCAUAACAUCAUACCGUUACCUCAGUCAGAUGGAGAGCGCGACGGCGUGGAAAUCAUCGCAGCAGGUGUUUCCAGACUCGGCAGAGAGGCAGACCGCACAUCUACGGGAAGCACUCAGUCCACGGAAAAAGAGAGCAGCACAUUGACUAGAAGCUCGGUUCAAAAUUCAUUCUCUGAGAAUAAUCCAUUUGAAGAAGUGAAAGCAGAGGAAGGUUUUGUGGACACGCACCUACAUUUCCAAGUGUCGGAGGAAAGUCGAGAAGGAGACUUCUUUAAUCCCUUUCCUUCAAAAGCUGAUGAAGCACUGAAAACAUUGGCUGCUUUAAAGCAGGUGUUGGUGACACAGCUCAUGUCCCAGGAAUCCUGCGAGAGAACCAAGCGCUCGUCGGGAGCCCGUAUCCUCAGGACCACCUCACUGCGGACCCCUGUGGACAGUCGAGCUCGUGGGAUUGUGCACAAUGGGGCCGAGAGGAAGACCGCUGAUGACCCCGCCCAGGACCUGGGCUCUGGAGACACUGGCUUCUUUGACGCUCCUGAAGAUUAUGCAGGAUAUUUGGUCCUAGAAGGCUACGUUGGCCCAGGGGAAAGCAGCACAGACGAGGAACUCUUGGCAUCAACUGCAGGGAAGCCACUACGGGGUUGCACCGCUGAUUCUGGCAUCAAUCUAAGGUUUUCUUCCACGUCCCAGGCUGGCAGCCUUUCUUCUUUUAGCAGACAAGUUCUCUCUCACCUAAGACAUCUUCAGACUAACCUCAACUACCUAAAGGAGGUUGAGACAAAGUAUAACGGUCUUAUACAGCAAAGAUCCACAGCUGAUACAGAUGGGAACAAAGAUAAAAGAUAG
This is a messenger RNA of Knipowitschia caucasica, 4260 nucleotides long. The record is from the annotation of a GenBank genome assembly. NCBI's taxonomy places the organism in Eukaryota, Metazoa, Chordata, Actinopteri, Gobiiformes, Gobiidae.